Globicephala melas (long-finned pilot whale) is the source of this 5377-nucleotide messenger RNA. RefSeq names its product ring finger protein 144B (gene RNF144B). The record is from RefSeq and is a predicted model, not a curated record. Gene Ontology annotation, biological process: protein polyubiquitination; positive regulation of proteasomal ubiquitin-dependent protein catabolic process; ubiquitin-dependent protein catabolic process. Lineage: Eukaryota; Metazoa; Chordata; Mammalia; Artiodactyla; Delphinidae. Gene Ontology annotation, molecular function: zinc ion binding; ubiquitin conjugating enzyme binding; ubiquitin protein ligase activity. Gene Ontology annotation, cellular component: ubiquitin ligase complex; mitochondrial membrane; cytoplasm.
AGAAGGAAGGACACUAGGGGCUGCUGCUGGCUACCCUGCUCGGCAUUUCUGCAGCAGCCGUCCAAGAAGGAUAAGAGAGAGGUCCUGCUAAGUGGAGCGAGUGCAGGAGGGCGGGACUGCUCGGGCGCACUGGCAGCCGGGUUCAGACAGGGUUAAGACCAUCACCUGCAGUUGAAGAGCGACCCACAUGGGAAGUAGGAAGUGCCGCGCCUGAGCUUCCUGUAUAAAUAAACGCGCGGCUCCUGGGGCUGCUGCUGGCGUGCGGAGCCCCACGCUCUGCAAGGUUCCCGGGCAUCGCAGCUGUGCCCCGAGGCAGGAGGCGGUUACAGGUACUCUUCCUCCGGCCCAGUAGGUCUGGGAGCCCGAGCCCUUGUGCAGUCCUACAGAGCGCGAAGCUGCCAGCGGCAGAGGGAGAGAAUGGAACAACUCCUCUUCCCCGGGGUGCGAGCAGCCCCGGCUGGCGGUGAGCGCGAGGGAGUCUGCUGAGAAGCCCGGCGGCUGGGAGGAACGUAGCUCUCCUGCCAGGGAUAGAGGAGACUGAAGAACGCUGAAGACAGGCUGAUGGGCUCAGCUGGUAGGCUCCACUGUCUCACCAUGACCGCUGCCGAAAAUCCCACACCUGGAGACCUAGCUCUGGCCCCCCUCGUCACUUGCAAACUCUGCCUGUGUGAACAGUCUCUGGACAAGAUGACCACGCUCCAGGAAUGCCGGUGCAUCUUCUGCACAGCUUGUCUGAAACAGUACAUGCAGCUGGCAAUCCGAGAAGGAUGUGGGUCUCCCAUCACUUGCCCUGACAUGGUGUGCCUAAACCACGGGACCCUACAGGAAGCUGAGAUUGCCUGUUUGGUAUCUGUGGAUCAGUUUCAGCUUUAUCAGCGGUUAAAAUCUGAACGAGAAGUUCACCUGGACCCCUACAGAACGUGGUGUCCUGUCGCAGACUGUCAGACAGUAUGCCCCGUCGCAUCAAGUGAGCCAGGACAGCCCGUGCUCGUGGAGUGCCCUUCUUGCCACCUGAAGUUCUGCUCGUGCUGCAAGGAUGCUUGGCACGCAGAGGUCUCCUGCAGAGACAGUCAGCCUAGCGUCCUGCCAACAGAGCACGGGGCCCUCUUCGUGACGGAGGCAGAAGCCCCCAUUAAGCAAUGCCCAGUGUGCCGGGUUUAUAUUGAACGCAACGAAGGCUGUGCUCAGAUGAUGUGUAAGAACUGCAAGCACACGUUUUGCUGGUACUGCCUCCAGAACUUGGACAAUGACAUUUUCCUCAGACAUUAUGACAAAGGGCCGUGUAGGAAUAAGCUCGGCCACUCGAGAGCCUCAGUGAUGUGGAACCGAACACAGGUGGUCGGGAUUCUUGUGGGGUUGGGCAUCAUUGCCUUGGUGACUUCACCCUUGCUGCUCCUGGCUUCCCCAUGUAUAAUCUGUUGCAUCUGCAAGUCCUGUCGGGGCAAGAAGAAAACGCAUGACCCAUCCACAACCUAAAGAUCUCCGUUCGUAUCCAUGUGCCACAGAUGUCUGGGUUAUACGAGACAGCACAGUGAUAAAGCCCCCCUUAGUGAACUCGCCUCCCCCUCCUUGCCAGACUUUGGAAGUGCCUCUGUGUCCAGACUUUGAACUUGCCUGCCCACCUUCGGCAUCCAAAAAGGCCAAGCGCUGGUGCGUAUGUUCCUGUGUAAAGAGAACCGAGUGCAACAGUCCAGGCCAUGUCUAUGGAGCGUGUUGGAAAGCUUUGGGGUUGAUGGGGAGGAACUAACACACCGUCAUGCUAUCGUCUGAAGGAUCCCACUGGACUGUUCAACUUCCAGCCACAUUCAAGGAGCCUGAAUGAACACUUGGUGUAAUAAACGUGCUGCCAGUUGUGACAACACGCGCUAACUGAGAAGCCAGAGUCUGUUGUGUUGAUUGGACCAUCGUGAGAAGCAUGAGGAAAACCUCCUGUAGGAGGGGAAGGAUCAGACUGCUUAAGGGGAAAUUCUUAUAAGAAUUGUAAUUCUUGUAAGAAUUAUAAGAGAGCUGCUUAUCUUAGGAGCUGAUAUGGCGGUUCUGCCUCUGCCGGUUAGCGGGUGUGCUGAUUCCCCAGGAAUUUAGCGGAAACACAAUAGGUUUCUCCUGUGUGGUCUCAGUGUCAAGCAGGAGAAAUUGCUAUGCAGAGGGAGUUGUCCCUUCCCAGGAAAAGGGCUGCAGCAGGUAAAACAAUCUGGUCUAAUGUAGUAUUUCUCCCCUGGGUGAUGAACUUUUCUUACAUCUAGUAGCUGUGGUCUACAGGAUUGUUUUAUAUGAAGUAUGGGUAAAGUGGCAGAGAUUCAAAAUCAUCAUCACAGGUAUCAGGGACCUUUCUUGAGCUCUCUGUUCAUGCACCCAGCAGAUAUAGAAUUGGACCUGCAAGUACACACCGAGAGUGAAUAUUAAAGUCCAUAGGUAUAUCUAGAAUCUGUAUAACUUGCUGCCUACCUAGAGUUUCUAUUCAUUGGGCAUGAAUGGAUUUACCCAAUAGUACACACAAAAUAAAUGUUUACUUAAAAGCCAUUCUUCUGGGAUGGUUAUAAUAUGGUUUAUUAUAAAUCAACCUAAAUAUUUUUUGCAUAUUAUAUAUGUAAAUUUUGGUUACAAGUUCAUAAGUUCCCCAAAGGUUUUGACUCAUAAACGUAACUCUUUUAAAAGAGUACAAUGUGCCAUCCCAGUUUGUAAAAACGCUAAUUGAUCAUCAAGUUGUUUAUGUAUUUUCAGACACGAUUCAGAGCAGCUCUCUUCCCAGCAGCAAAGUUUUGCUCUUUCAGCAUCUGUUAGGGCAGUCAGAGUACUUUUUGUAUGUACAGGGCACUGAUAAAACAACAAAAAAUAUCUGAGAAACAAAAUGUAAAUGCUUUAUGUAUCUUAAAUAGUUUGGGUUCGUAUCACCUCACUGUGGCUUAUUUUUCCCAUUAUUCUGUUAGUCAGAUUUUGAAUAAAUGAGUUUUGAAAAGACAGUAACUUUUACUAUAGUUGCCAUUAGCACAGUAACCUGAUGCUUCGUGAGAACCAUGUUAAAUGUUAGUGGACGGCUCUCCUUGAAGCUAGGGGUACCACAUCAAGACCUAUCAGGACCUAUUUUCUGAGGUAACUGGGUAACUAGACUAUUAAAUUGCUGCUAUCCUGGACCUGUUAUUAAAGAACGAUGCUUUGCCUAUGUAAUGGAUUGUAUUCUAAGUGGGGAUGUAUAUAUUUAAGAAACUUUAAUUCACAUGUACAUAUUGAUAUCUGUAUAGUACAUCUAUUGGUCGUGUACAUUUUUAUUUACUGUUUGUAUAGAACAUAGAUGAGAACUCUGGGAAAACUUUUGAAUGGCCACCAACCCCAAAAUAUUUUAAAUUAUUCAUUAGAAAUUUCUCAAUAUUAAGUGUCUUUAUUUUCCUUUGAAACUCUAAACACUUCAGGAAAACAAAUCAAUCUCUUCUUCUAGCACUGUAUUUCAUAUUAGUACAAAUAUAAAUGGAUAUAUAUUUGAGUAAUUUGCUUUUUCUUACACUGCCUUAUUAUAGUACAGGGCAUUUAUAACUGCUCAGGGGAUCACAGGAACUCAACUGAAAUUGAAUUUUUGUACCAAGAAUGUCAGUCAUGGCAAUGUACUCCCCAUAUUAAUACAGUCUUCAAGCUGGGUUCCACAAAGAAUCUUUAAACAGGGGCUGAUUUCAAGUAACCUAAAAUUCUGUUAUCUGAGGCAGAGCUCCUGAAUUUGGAGUAAAAGUGGAAGAAAGCAUCUAUGCUAUUAUUUCCUUGACAAACUGAAGGACUAUGUCUUCUCACAGAGAUGCUAUAAAAGAAUUAGCUUACUUUUUUUGUGGGGAGUGGGAAGUGUUUGUCAAAUAGAUUUAAAAUAACUGGAUUUAGAGGGACUUCCCUGGUGGUCCAGUGGUUAAGACUCCGUGUUUCCACUGCAGGGAACACGGGUUCGAUCCCUAGUCAGGGAACUAAGAUCCCGCAAGCCAUGCAGUACAGCCAAAAAAUAUAUAUAACAUAAAAUAAUUUUUAAAAAGAACUGAAGUAGAGAAUAGCUUAAAAUAACUGGAUUUAAGUUUUUAAAUGUUGAAAAGUGCCUGAAAACUGGUGAUUUCUUCCUUAAAGCGCUCAACUAUUUGGCCUGUGUGAGAUUGUUGGAAUCAACAGGAAGAGGUUGGUUGGUUAAAACCCACUUAUAUCUCCAGUGCAUCAAAGGGUGAGAUGCAAGCCAGUCUAGAGAUUGUGUUUAUAAUGGGGAAAGCUGGCAACUUUGAUAACAGAGACUGAUGUUUUCAUUUUGUAUAACUGGCCAGAGAAAGGGUUUACCCUUGUCGCCUUCCUCUGUUUGUCAGCUCUGUCCUUCCCUAGUGAUUCUCUGUCCGUCCUAGGAAGAAAUAUGGGUCUAUCUAAUUAUCUUUGGAUGUUGUGGCAGAAGAUCGUUUGGUUUGAAGUAGUGUAGUCCAUUUGAAAUAGAAAUUAAACAAAUCCUUCGCCACAUUGUAAUCUGGAUGGGAUAACUCACCAUCCAGAAAAGCUAUUGGAUGUAAUUCCAUAACGUUUAGCUGUUGCCCCUUCUAGGGAUUUUUUCCAUUGUUAUUAGGCAGGGAGGUGAAGAGGAAAACCACUUGGAACCAAGUUUUAGAAUCUUAGGCAUCCUAUUUGUUCAUGCCAUGGAUGUUUGCUCCCGACUUGAAAUCCCUAGUUUGAAAGAGGCCUUUGAAAAACCAACAAUUCACAGUGUGAAUUUUCUUGUCGCUAGCAUCACAAAAAUCUCACCUAUUCAGGUUUGAAAAUCUACAUGUUUAUUUGAAUGUAAAUCACCGUUUCUUAGAACCCCAAUUGUCUCUUAAAAAUUAUAGAGAAUCUAGGGCUUCCCUGGUGGCGCAGUGGUUGAGAGUCCACCUGCCGAUGCAGGGGGCACGGGUUCGUGCCCCGAUCCGGGAAGAUCCCAUAUGCCGCGGAGCGGCUGGGACCGUGAGCCAUGGCCACUGAGCCUGCGCGUCCGGAGCCUGUGCUCCGCAACAGGAGAGGCCACAAUAGUGAGAGGCCUGCAUACCGCAAAAAAAAAAAUAAUAAAUUAUACAGAAUCUAGAUAUGUAUUACUUUAGCCUUCCCUAUGCAGUGCUUCUAAAAGACUUUCUGUUCAUGAACAGAUGCCUUUAUGUAUAUAGAAUAUGUGUAUAUGUGUAGCUUUCAAGAUAGUUUCAGAAUGCCUUUGAUGAAUGACAUUUUAUAAAGCUGUUACGGUUGAUAUCUAUAGGCUGUUACAUCUCAUGUUGAUUCAUCAUCCAGAAAGUUUUGUUAUGUAUUUAAGAAAUUGCUGUAGUAUUAUAUUUUUCCAAGUAUUUGAGAGGAAAAUAGCUGUUUUAGUCUCUCUGGCCCCAAUAAAUGUGGAGCAGGAAAUCAA